Messenger RNA from Choloepus didactylus (southern two-toed sloth), 3801 nucleotides. RefSeq lists its product as uncharacterized. NCBI's taxonomy places the organism in Eukaryota, Metazoa, Chordata, Mammalia, Pilosa, Megalonychidae. The transcript has a single exon. The coding region runs from base 1 to 3801 and encodes 1266 amino acids. The record is from RefSeq and is a predicted model, not a curated record.
AUGGAAGUCACCAAGAAGGUGGGGGGCCCUGAUCCAUCAGGCCCCCAGGGCCACUCCUUGGCCAGCAGCCAGCAGGUAGGGGGUGGCCUCAGAGGGUCCCAGGGGCAAUGGAUAAACCCGGGAUCCCUCUACAUCAGGCAGGGGUUGUCAAUGUCCACCGAGGCUGUUAUUGAUGGGGUCUGUGGUCCAGCCUCACAGGCCCAUGCCGCUGAGCCCAUUCACCAGCUACUCCGGGACUCUGCCCAGGCUAGUUCCCAGUACGGCUGUGGGCAGGCCUCCCAAGAUGCCCCAAGAAUUUCCCCCACUGGCCCGCUUCAGAACCCCAUCGUGGGAGCCCAGCCACAUCUCAUCAUGGAGGAUGGGACCCUGGCCCUACCCGUGUGCAGGCACAGUGACAGCACCACCAGUGACAUGACCCAGCACGGACCCUGCCGCCCUCAGCUUCAGGUGCAGACUGGGGGGGAGGGCAAGGCUCCAGCCAAAGUUCUGGUAGGCUGGGGCAAAGGCCCUGGCUGCCCCGAUCAGAUGGCCUCCUUGGGCACCAGGAAGAGCCGGUGGCUACCCUACAUCCCCUCUGGAGAAGAUGCAGCAGCUGUAGCCCAGAAUCCUCUCCCAGCUCCAGCUCAGGCUCCUGCUCAGGCUCCAGCCCAAGGUCAGGGCCAGGGCAACCCUUCAUGUCCAGCUCAGACUCCUGACCUGGCUAUAGCUUCUUCUCCAUCACUGGCACCUACAGCUCUGGCUCAUGCUACUACCCCAGCUCUGGAUGUGACUCCAACACCUGCUGCAAUUGAACCUUACACCUGCAUCCUUGACCAGCCAGGUGACCCCGUUGCCAUCACCAAGAGCCUAUCCCAAGACCUCCUGCUCAGGAAGUAUGGCAACCAAUGGUCAGUCCUCUUGGAGUCUUCUAAAAUAGGCAUAUGCUCCCAGGAUAAAGUGAGUUUCCAGUCUCAGGAGGAGCCUUCCAACCCAGCACCCACUCCAAAAGAGAUCCCAGACCAUACCCAGGAACACGAGGUUGCCAGAAGGCAAGUGCCACCUGAGCAGCCCGAGAAUCCUGCAGAGAAGUCCCUAGUCUCUACCUCCAGGCCAGGCAGCCCAACAGAACACCCAGAGCCCCCAGGCACCCCCAAGCCCCAGAAGAAUAACCAAGAGGUGUGCAGCCCUCAGACAGACCAGCAGCCCCCCAACGUUGGCAACAAUACCUGCUCCAAUGCCUACCAAAGCUGUAAGCAGCCCCCAGGCCAGUCUCCCAGGGAAGCUGUGCCGAUCUCUCCCUCCAAUGCCCCCACCUGCCAGCUUCAGGAAGCCAUGGAAGACCGUGUGCUAGUGUUUGAUAUGGCCACAGGCAACACCAGGAUAGGGCUGCUGUGCCAUGAUCCCAUGGGCUCACGGGCAGUGCUGGUGGGUCUUGUGCCUAGCCACCCGUCCAUCUACAUCCCUGAGAAUAUGCUGCCCACUCGGCCAUUGGCCAUGCCCAUCCUCUCUCCUGACAGCCAUCGUUCCAGCUUCUGGUCUACCACACCCAUGCUGUCCAGCCCUGUGCCCUCCAGCCUCUCAUCUGGCAGCUACCGAGAGGUGGCCCUUGUUCCUAAGGAGGCCAGGCUCAACCUGGAAACCCGGGACUCCCCUGGUACUGACACACCUAUCAGGGUCGGGAUGUUUGCUGGGCCCAUCCCACUGGGGAUGCCCCACCAAUUUGGGGAGAGGAUACUGACCCACGUUCCUGAUCCUGGCCGGUCCAAACCUGAUGCUGAAAAAAAUGAACCCAGUCAUACCAUCUGGAUGCUGGAUGCCUCCAGGAUGCCAGACACCUCCAGGAUGCCAGAUGCCUCUGUGGUCCAGAUCAAGAAACUGCAGUGGAUGAACUCAGGGCAGACCCCAGAGCCUGCUCCACCAGCCAAUCCCCAGGAGGUACCCAGAUCCCUGCCCCAGGAGGACAUGAGCAGCCACAAACAGGAAGAGGUCAUUACUGCACAACCCAACAACCUUCAGGUCGAACGUGCUGGACAGGCCUCCCUCACUGGUCAGCCUCCACAAGCCGAGCCGCACCCCCUUGCUAGGCAGACCCUCCUUGCUGGUCAGCCUCCCUCUGCUGAGGAGCACCCCCUGCCUAGUAAGCCCUGCUUUACCAAGCAUCACCCCCUUACUGGUCGGCACCCCCUGCCCAGGCAGACACCCUUUGCCAGGCAGUUUCCUCUUACCAGGCAGGCACCUCUCCCUGGGCAUCCCCCCCUUUCCAGAGACACCCCCAUCACCAAAGAGCCCACUCUCUCAAGAGGGAUUCCCAUCACCAGGGAGCCUGCCCAGGCCUCUAUCCUGUGCCAGGAAGGUGAGCCUGUGGGCCUGCCUACCCACGUGGGGGUACUUCGGGUGCCACUGGCCCCUGAGGAGGCCUGUAUCUAUAUGAGCAGAGACAAAAUCGGCAUCAGCAUGGGCCAAAACUCUAGGGCACUUCAGCUUCCAUCCUGGCAACCUGGCAGCCGCCCCAGGGCCCAGGAGGAGCACCUUUCCCUGAUCACGUUCACCACGCCUGGAAAUGACUGUAAAGUCUUUCCCAUGGCUAUGGUGGGCACCGAGUCCCAGGAUGCCCGGCUCAAGCUAGCAGCUGAGGACAUCACAUACUCAUCCAUGGUCACACACCUUGGCCUGCUCCGUGGGACCUGCUAUGAGCUGGUGUCCACCAUGGGUACUGUGCCAGUGCAGUCCCCAGUGCUCUGCCGCCACUCGCUGGGCCCCUACCAGGACAUGGCAGCCGUGGUGAUUGACACAGGAACAGGCUUCACCAAAUGUGGGCUGGCUGGAGAAGACCAUGUCCUCAGCGUGGUGCCCUCACACGUCCAGCUGCUGCAGCACUCAGCCCAGGGCCAGCCCCAGUAUGCAGUGUCUGAGAACCGAGAGGACUCCUGCCCGGUGCUGAACCGAGGUGUGGUCUCUGACUGGGAUGCACUGGAAGUUCUGUGGCAGCACCUGUUCUACUGCCGGCUGGGCGUGCAGCCCGAGGAGCUGGCUGUGCUUGUGGCUGACUCGCCCAUCUCUCCACGUACCAACAGAGAAAAGGUAGCGGAGGUACUCUUUGAGCAUUUCCACGUGCCAGCCAUGCAGACAGUGCAUCAGGCCCUGCUGGCACUCUACGCUUAUGGACGCACCACUGGACUGGUGCUGGGCAGCGGUCAUGGCACCUCUUAUGUGGCACCCAUCCUCACUGGGGACCUGGGUCCACUUGACACCUACCGCCUGGACGUGGCUGGUGCCGACCUCACUGAGUAUCUGGCUCAGCUGCUGCUGGCAGGUGGCCAAACACCACCCAAGGCAGGGCUGGUCAACCAGAUUAAGGAGGCCACCUGCUAUGUGGCCAUGGAUGUGGCAGCUGAGAUGGCCCGCAUCCAGGCCCAGGCCCGGGUGGACUUUGUGCUCCCUGAUAAGCAGGUCAUCACAUUGGGCUCCGAACGCUUCUCCUGCCCGGAGGCCCUCUUCCAGCCCAGCCUGUUAGGCCUCAACCAGCCGGGUCUCCCCCAGAUGGCCCUCCUAAGCAUCAGCCGGCUGGAGGCCAAGCAGCAGGAGCAGCUGCUGGCCAACGUGGUGCUAGAUGGUGGCAGCACCCUGGUCAGUGGCUUCCCUGAGCGCCUGAGACAUGAGCUGGGCCCUGGUGCCACUGUGCUGGGCUCUCCUCACCGAGCUGUUGCAGCCUGGCUUGGGGGCUCCAUCAUGGCAUGCCGUGACUCCUUUCAGAGCCUGUGGCUCAGCCGCCGUGAGUAUGAAGAGGAGGGCCCAUGGGCCAUCUACAAGUACCAGCUGUGA